This is a messenger RNA of Rubroshorea leprosula, 571 nucleotides long. Lineage: Eukaryota; Viridiplantae; Streptophyta; Magnoliopsida; Malvales; Dipterocarpaceae. The record is from the annotation of a GenBank genome assembly.
GCUACAAUAACAUACAGUACCGAAGUUAAAAACUUCCAUAUAUAUAUAUAUAUAUAUAUCAAUAUUCUUACCUGCCAAUAAUGAUCCGAGUUUCUCUUAUUAUUUGCUGCAUUUUUAUGGCAUCCAUCCUCUUCGCCGCUAGAGCUGCUGAUGGGCAACCACAUGAUCAUGGCUCUCCAGAUGGCCCCCAUCCGAGGAAAAGACCGCCGCCGCCGGGGGUAGUUAGCAGUUGGAAUAACAGGAAGCUCUUUGCUCUGGACUGUGGCGUUAAAGGUGCGGCUUGUGGGAGUCCUUGGAUGACGUCAUCAACCUCACAAAAAGAACACACAACACAGCUAGCAGCUACCUAAAUAAAAGCUGCAAUUUUAUUAUUUUGUCAAGAAUAAUUAGACCUUUUUCUGUUAUCCUUCUUAUUAGUCACAAGUCUGGAGUUUAUCUUUCUUAUCUUGCUAUGUAAUUUCUUGUAUGGGAAAUAAUUUUUUAUCAAAUAGGUUCUAAGAGAAUGUUUGGUUUGAUUGAGGGAAAAAGAGAAGAGAAGUGAUUUUUUAUCAAUUAAAUUAUAGCAUUGGUU